Molecule: messenger RNA, 1230 nt
Organism: Humulus lupulus (European hop)
Lineage: Eukaryota; Viridiplantae; Streptophyta; Magnoliopsida; Rosales; Cannabaceae
Exons: 1
Coding region: 1-1230 (409 amino acids)
Source: RefSeq, a predicted model, not a curated record
AUGGAUGUGAAGAAUGCUUUUCUUCAUGGAGAGCUGGAUCAGGAGAUCUACAUGAUCCAACCAAUGGGUUUUCAGAGCCAAGAUCAUCCUGAAUAUGUGUGUAAGAUGUGUAAAGCACUCUACGAAUUGAAACAAGCACCCAGGGCGUGGUAUGGUAAGAUUGCUGAAUUUCUAACACAAAGUGGCUAUUCAGUAACACCUGCAGAUUCCAGCUUGUUUGUCAAAACCAAUAAAGGGAAGCUAGCUAUAGUGCUAUUGUACGUGGAUGACUUAAUCAUAACCGGUGAUGAUGAGGCAGAAAUUCUUCGGACAAAGGAGAAUUUAUCAGUUCGUUUCCAGAUGAAGGAACUUGGACAACUCAAGCACUUCCUUGGUCUAGAGGUUGAUCGCACACAAGAAGGAAUAUUUCUCUGUCAACAGAAAUAUGCCAAAGAUUUGAUAAAGAGGUUCGGAAUGCUCGAAUGCAAGCCGAUUUCGACACCGAUGGAAUCAAAUGCCAAAAUGUGUGCAUAUGAAGGAAAAGAUUUGGAAGAUGCGACAAUGUAUCGACAAUUGGUAGGUAGUCUGAUCUACUUAACCUUGACUCGACCUAACAUUUCUUAUGCAGUUGGCGUGAUGAGUCGAUACAUGCAAAAUCCAAAGAAGCCUCAUUUGGAAGCAAUUCGACGAAUACUGAGAUAUGUGAAGAGUACAAUUGACUAUGGUCUUUUGUACAAGAAAGGUGAAGACUGCAAGUUAGUUGGUUUCUGUGAUGCUGACUAUGCAGGAGAUCAUGACACCAGGAGAUCAACAACUGGGUAUGUGUUUAAGCUUGGCUCCGGAACAAUUUCUUGGUGUAGCAAGAGACAGCCAACGGUAUCAUUGUCAACCACUGAAACUGAGUAUCGAGCAGCAGCAAUGGUAGCUCAAGAAAGUACAUGGUUGAUACAGCUGAUGAAUAAUCUACAUCAACUAGUAGAUUAUGCAGUUCCAAUGUACUGUGACAAUCAGUCGGCAAUUCGUUUGGCGGAGAAUCCAGUCUUUCAUGCAAGAACGAAGCAUGUUGAAGUGCACUAUCACUUUAUCAGAGAAAAGGUUCUACAAGAAGAAAUUGAGAUGAAACAGAUCAAGAUGGAUGAUCAAGUUGCAGAUUUGUUCACAAAAAGUCUAAGUACAGGCAAGCUCGAAAAGUUUCGUCAACAGCUUGACAUAGUACAAAGAAUAAGAGCUGACAUUGAGGGGGAGUGUUAA